Molecule: messenger RNA, 384 nt
Organism: Acanthoscelides obtectus
Lineage: Eukaryota; Metazoa; Arthropoda; Insecta; Coleoptera; Chrysomelidae
Source: the annotation of a GenBank genome assembly
CAAAUGGGUUUUAUCUAGUUCCAGAAAACGUAAUGGAAAUAACACAGAUCUCUUACGAUCAUGCAGUGAACUUCACAUGUGCAGUCACAGAAGUAUAUCCAACUCCAAAGUUGUUCAUGUACAAGGAUUUUAGAGACGAUCAGCAUAACAGCAGAAAGGACAGCAAAUCUGAAACCAGGGACUUUGAUUGGCUGCGAAUUGAGGAUUCCUGGUACAGGGUACGUGAAGAUCAAGAGUCAUUUGUUCUACCCAGCAGACAAAAGCUUCAAGAAAUAUGGGAUUGUUUUACACCAAAUUUUUGCCAAAACUUGGUUUUUCAGAUUUACAUCAUCAACUUCUACCGAAUCUAAUCUCUUUGGUGUUGUUUUUUACAAAUGCACUGUA